AAAGGUGGGGGGCGGGAAAGCAGGUCAAGCGCUCUAGACGGCUUGGAUGUUCACAGUCUGUGCUGGAACAUUUAGCUGAACCGGAGCAUUUAAUCAUUUAGGGGAGGGUGAGAAACGAAUGAGAUUUUAACUGACUCGAGCAAAGAGACCGGACCGGACAGUAGAUCUCUCAUCCUCUUUCUCUUCAGCAGGCUGAAAAGGAUACGCAAAUGGACAACAGGAACAUGUCUGAUGACAAGCCCGUUCAGCGCUCUAAGUCUUUCAGUUUCAAGACCGAGAAAGAGACGUGUGCAUCAUGUGAAAAGACAGUGUAUCCGAUGGAGAGACUUGUGGCCAACAACCUCAUCUUCCACACCACAUGCUUCUGCUGCAAGCACUGCAACACCAAACUCAGUUUGGGUUCCUAUGCAGCACUGCAGGGAGAGUUCUACUGCAAGCCACACUUCCAGCAGCUCUUCAAGAGUAAAGGGAACUACGACGAGGGCUUCGGUCGCAAGCAGCACAAGGAGCUCUGGUCCUCCAAGGAUGCAGAGAGCAUUACCAAGUCAUCAUAAUUGUUAGCAAUUUUGUGUUUUGUUUGGUUUUUUCCCCCUCCAAAGCUAACCUUUACCUUUUGCUCACCAAUGAUGAUGACCCUUACUGUACUCUGCUCAGUGACCACUCCCCCCCAACACACACACACACACACACACACACACACACACACACUCAUUUCUAGCACACAACUGGCUAAGCCAGUGCUCUUCAUGUGACAAUUACACAAUCACAAAAAAAACCUCUGAUGUGGUUGAUAACCUUCCCUUAAAGGUUUUUUUUUUUUACAUUUGCUCUUAUUUUUAAUUUUCAAAAUUUAUUCAGCUUUAGCAUACCUCAUUUUAUGUUCAUUAUACUGUAUUUUUAUAUUUCUUAUUUGAUGUCCAGUGCUGUGGAGUUCAUCCACAGUAAAAGGUUAGUUGAUAGUGACCAAAAUCUUUUGAAUCCCUCAUAAGCGGGAUGAUUCUCUUAUUAGUGUCAUCAUGAUCCUGUUUGGCAGUACUAGUAUUGGUUUGUUUUUGUUGUUAUUCUAUCGUAAGAGUGGUCUCAAGAUGAAAUGCCUGCAUGAAUAUAAAGACUUAGAUUAAACACUCAGGUAACAAUUUUGGGAUAUUGCAUCAAAAUUAAUCGGCGAUCUUUUAUGUCCAUAGUUGACCUAAUGUUUGUUUUUAUGAUUAAUAUUUUUCCCACGCUUGUGUUGCAGCAAUCAGUACUGUUUUCAGACUACAUGGCCUACCAGUGUUCCUUUCAACAGUAAGACUGUCUUUAUAUUUUGUUUUGCUUUGUUAGCGCAGGGUAUUUUAUCUGUGAAUCUACAGGGUACGCUGUACUGUAAAUAACUCCACUAGAGUUUAAUUCAACCCAUCCCUUUUUACUUACCUGCUCUUUCCACACAUUACUUUCUUUUGGCAUAAUAAUCAAUGAUGAAACAUUUUGCAUAUCCUGUAAGACUGUGAUUUAAACCAAUCAAAUACUGUUGUUGUCUUAUUCAUGAGGUUCCUUUUCAAAUGAGGCAUUUGAAUAUCCAAAUGCCCAUUACUGAAGAUUAACAUCUUUUAGUUUUCCAAAUUAAUAUUUACACUUGACUGAAUUCUAAAACUGUGAUAUACUUUUUUCUCUCCCUUUUUCUGACGCCCUCUAGUGUUUUGAAUGAUAAUCCUUUUUUGCCUAAAGUCAUGUUGUUCUCUUAGCUCAAGUAUCCGGCAUUGAUGUCAUCUAGUGAUAAUAUCUUUGCUCAUCAUAUCAGGGUUCAACAUGUCUCUUUCUGUAUCUCUGUUGUCUUAUUUUAGUGUUUUAGUCAUAUUUUUAGUUAAUGCCCUUCAGCAAACUGCACAUCUUAACUUUUUUUUUUAUUGUUGCUUAAUGAUUUCUUGCAAAGGCAUAUGUACAUAGGUACCACAAGGUAGAGUGAAUGUACUGUGAUGCACUGUACUGUACUUGCGCCUUGCUGCAUGGGACCAUGCUUGUACUAUAAAUUAAGAUAAUCACAGGGAACUAGGUCUCAGAGGAAAUUACAUUUAUGAUGUGUCACGUCAAUGCUUCUCUGUGACGGGAUUGUUGGGACUUUGCGAGUACAUACUUAACAGUAUGGCUCCUAAGCAUUGCUCAGGAAUAUGGAUGAGUCUCAAUGAUCCAGCUAUGUAACCCCUAUUGUUCAUUGUUAAAAGCUGUUGUUCAAUUGAGCUUUGUUCACUAAAUUGCAGAUCAUUUUCAUACUCUUAAAUAGGCAAAUAGUCAGUGGUUGGGGUUUUGUCAUGCUCAUCUAUGAAGGCUAGUAAGCAGAAAGGGGAGGGGUGUUCGGUAGAUCUACAUUCAGAUGAACACUUCCAUCACAGGUUUGAUAUGCACAUUUACAUGUCGACGUGAAACUGUGACUUUGAGUCUUGUGAUUUGUCACUGUGGCCAUUUUAUAAGCUGUGACCUCUCCAGUGGUUCAUGUAUUUGUGUAAAAACAUCAUUGACAUCUUCAUGCAGUUUCUUGAAAUUAAUGAGAUGCCUGUUUUUUAAUCCGAUUUCUUUUUGUGUUUUGUAGUGGAACAAAUGGUAAAGCCAGGUGUUUUCCUGUCUGUAUUUGUUAAAUGCCAUAAGGAAGUGGUCUGUAUAGAUAAUUAGUUUUGGUGGCUUGUGUAUUUUCAGUGUCUUGUCUGCCUUCCAGUGCAAUGGCCUUUUUGUCUGUAUGUUUGAGGAAAUGCUACAUUUAGACUCGCAAAGCCGUUGAGAAUCAUCCAAAUGUUUUCAAUCAACUUGAAUGCCACAAAAGUCCCUUUGUGAAUAUAUUAUAAGAUCAUUUAUCAAAAGCUCUUGGCAUAAACUGGAAUACUAUUUCAUAUUAAGCCUUGGACUUUUCGUUUAAUUUUUGUUCCAAAUCCUGUAUAAGAACACAAUUUAUUUUUCUACGAGAGGUUUUCUCUCGUUUCAAAAUCUGCAACUCUUCAAAAUUACAUAAUAAACUCUUCUCACCCUCUCAAUACUUUCAAGCGGUUGCACCAGUAAAUGAUUUGGUCUUGUUUACAAUGCUUUCUUUUCUGUUCCAUAUGUGCUUUUAUUUUAGGAACAACAUUUUCCUCCGACACAAAUCACUGUGUUUACACCAGUUUUUAGAUGUGUUUGCACGCAGUGCACCAAGGUACAAAUUACACAAUAAACUUCUAAUGCUCACUGUCUUUUAUAAUCUAUAGAUUAAAUGAGAAAAGGGUAUGCUUGUCUUUGCUCUGUUCUGAGGGACUUGUAGUUACUGAAAAUAAGUGUGAGUGUGUCUUUAUAAAUGUAUGGAUAUUUAAGGUUGCAAAAGAUUAUUUUUAAAUGCACUUGACACUGUCCACAUGGGUUGAGUGAGCAGAGAUGAAUAUACUCAAAGUGUAGUACUCUAUGCUGUAUACAAAACUUGAUCAGCAGAGCAAGGAGGCUUAAAAGCAGGAGGAGGUCUUGGCUCUUGUCUCUUUUAUCCCCAUCAGGUUUUAUUGGUAACACUUUACAGUAAGGUUACAUUCAUUAACAUUAGAUAAUGCAUUAGGUAUCACGAACAAACAAUAAAUCAUAUAUAUUUUUUACAGCAUUUAUAAAUCUUUGUUAAUGUUAGUUAAUAAAAAUACAAUUUUCAUUGUUCAUUGUGCAUUAACUAAUAGUAACGAAUACUAUUUUAGAUUUUAACAAUGUAUUAGUAUGUUGAAUUUAACAUUGACAGUCUUUAUUAAUUUUGGUUAUUGUUAGUUCAUGUUAGCUCAUGUUAACAGAAAGAACCUCAUUAGGAAGUGUUACUGGUUUAUUUUUGUCUUUGUACUUUUAUUAGCCCUCCAGUUUAACUGCUACAAGAAUCUAUAAUAAAAUGCAAUGUCUCCUUUCAUUUCCCCACAGUCUUGUCUGCUCCUUUUCUCCCCUUGUUUAUUUUUAUUUUUUUACAUGCUUUUGGAGUAAAAGAAUAAAUGGUAUGCUGGUG
Molecule: messenger RNA, 3970 nt
Organism: Myxocyprinus asiaticus (Chinese sucker)
Lineage: Eukaryota; Metazoa; Chordata; Actinopteri; Cypriniformes; Catostomidae
Product: LIM domain-containing protein 2-like
Exons: 4
Coding region: 210-554 (114 amino acids)
Biological process (GO): actin filament bundle assembly
Cellular component (GO): plasma membrane; actin cytoskeleton
Molecular function (GO): actin filament binding
Source: RefSeq, a predicted model, not a curated record